AUGGAUUCUCUUAAAGAGCUUAUAAAUUCUAAGAAAACGGAGCUCAGGAAGAAACUAGGUAAGUAUUAUGACAGAUAUAGCUAUUCAACUGGUUCAUUAAUGACUUUUUUGUUUCAAAUCUACUUAGACAAUCGAAAAUGGGUUUCUCAGAGCGAAUUGCAGGACUAUGAAAGGCAGGAAUAUAUUAAAAGGCAGAAGGAAAAGGACCUGAAGAAAGUUAAAAAAGAGAAUAUUAAGGCCCCACAUUAUUCAAUUUCAGAAAGUAUAUCGAGGGAAAGUAUAGAUGAUCAGAGGAAAGAUGUUAAUUUUUCUGUUGAAGAUGUUCAGAAAAGUAAUCCAAAACACUUAGAAGAUAGAUCAGAAAAUGUAUUUUUGGGUAUUUCUAUACAAAACAAGGAAACUAUAAGAAGAUUGAGACUACUUGGGGAACCAAUCACUUUGUUUGGAGAAGGUGAUAUUGAGAGAUAUAAUAGAUUAAGGAGGUUAGAGUUCCAAGGUAGAACGAACGAAGAAAUGAAUAUUGGUCAACAGAAUAUUUUUUUGCAUGGAUUUGAUCCAAACAUCUCUCUUUAUUCUGUAAGCGAGGACCACAGAAAAGUAGAAAUAUAUGAGGAAUUUGAACAUAUUGAUGGGGAAAGCAAUCAGAAGUUCAUUCUUAGAUGGAUAGAUACCCAACUAAAAGAGUGGGAGAAGUUGCUUAAAUCCCGAAAAAAAGUAGAAUCUGAAACUGAAAAAGGUAGACAAGAUUCUGCUCAGUAUUACCAAACAAAAAGAGACAUCCAGCCUUUAAUUAAUUCACUAGAAACCUCGGAUGGAAAAGUUGAUCAAGAGGUUCUCGACAAAUUAUUCGAAAUUGUGACACUAUGUAACCAAAGAGAUUACAACAAAGCUCAGGAUAAAUAUAUUGAAUUGGCUAUUGGAAACGCUCCUUGGCCAAUGGGCGUAACUAUGGUAGGUAUUCACGAAAGAGCAGGAAGAACAAAAAUCUUUUCUUCUCAUAUUGCUCAUGUUUUGAAUGAUGAGACAACAAGAAAAUAUAUUCAAAUGUUUAAAAGAUUGGUUACUCAUUGUGAAUCAAAAAGACCGUCUAGGGAGCUACAAAAGAAAAGUAUCUAG
Messenger RNA from Cryptosporidium ubiquitum, 1116 nucleotides. Its product is annotated as PRP18 domain-containing protein. Gene Ontology annotation, cellular component: U5 snRNP; U4/U6 x U5 tri-snRNP complex; U2-type post-spliceosomal complex. The record is from RefSeq and is a predicted model, not a curated record. The coding region runs from base 1 to 1116 and encodes 371 amino acids. The transcript has a single exon. Gene Ontology annotation, biological process: generation of catalytic spliceosome for second transesterification step; RNA splicing. NCBI's taxonomy places the organism in Eukaryota, Apicomplexa, Conoidasida, Eucoccidiorida, Cryptosporidiidae.